AUGUCUUCGGCACAACCCACGUUUGGUACCGUGCUCCUGGCCGCUGGAACGAGCACACGAGCAGGAAAUUCGCUGGGGUCCAAGGUAUAUAGACAAAUCGCCGGUGAGACUGUCAUCUCUCGUGUUGUACGACUUUUCCGGAAUUGGGACCCCAACCACCCCGUUGUGAUCGUGCGGAACAGGAACGACGCACAAUCCCUUGCGCAUGCCAUUCCGGACCGUGAUUCGCGGACGUACGAAACAGUUGGUGGAGACACGCGACAGCUUUCUACGCUUAAGGGGCUGGAGUUUCUGGCCUCACUUGAACAUCCCCCUUCGCAUGUUCUGAUUCAUGACGCUGCCAGACCUUUUCUCUCGGCUUCGCUAUUGGAUAAAAUUCGAGAUGCACUGAGCAAGGAGCCUGAUGUCGGCUUCAUUCUUGCGAUCCGAGUGUCUGACACUGUGAAGUCUGUCAACGAGUGUGGACAGAUCACAGGUACGGUACCACGCGACGGUCUUUAUCGCGCUCAGACGCCGCAAGCGUUUACUCUCCGCGAGGCGCUCAAAGUUCACAAGCAAUUUGCUCUCUGUGGGCAGGCCGGAUACACAGAUGAUGCCUCCCUCUUCGAACAGGCCGGGCUGCCCGUUCGAGUUUUGCCAGGCGAGGAGAGAAACAUGAAACUCACCUACCCGUCAGACUUUGAACAAGCAGAACGCAUCCUGCUAGCAAGGUCCCUGCCACCACCAGGAUUAUCUAUUCCUGACGUUCGUGUAGGGCAUGGCUACGACACUCAUCGACUAAUCUCAGCUACCGAAAUUACCCUCUGCGGUGUCAAGCUGCCUCACACUUCCGGGCUGCUUGGCCACUCGGACGCCGAUGUAGGCCUGCACGCUGUAACCAACGCACUGUUAGGUACUAUUGGCGCCGAUGACAUUGGUAGCCAUUUCUCACCCUCGGAUCCUUGUUGGAAAGGCGCUUCAUCCGUUCAAUUCGUUCAACAUGCUAGGAGGCUUGUGAUUGAGGCUGGUGGGGUCAUCACCCACGUGGACGUCACAUUGGUUUGCGAGAAGCCCAAGAUUGGUCCACAUCGCGAUGCGUUGAAGACGUCUGUGGCUCGUAUUCUAUCCUUGAAUAAAUCGCGAGUAUCUAUCAAGGCUGGCACGAAUGAGAAGGUGGGCUUUGUGGGAAGAGAAGAAGGGAUCGUUGGAUUUUCUACGGUGACCGUUGUGUUUCCUGGAGGCAUUGUGUCCAGCCCUAGAGUUGACGCUGAUAGCAUGGAUCAUGAUGGGGAGAAUAACAUAGCUAGCGGUGUUUAA
Molecule: messenger RNA, 1296 nt
Organism: Aspergillus alliaceus
Lineage: Eukaryota; Fungi; Ascomycota; Eurotiomycetes; Eurotiales; Aspergillaceae
Product: YgbB family-domain-containing protein
Exons: 1
Coding region: 1-1296 (431 amino acids)
Biological process (GO): terpenoid biosynthetic process
Molecular function (GO): 2-C-methyl-D-erythritol 4-phosphate cytidylyltransferase activity; 2-C-methyl-D-erythritol 2,4-cyclodiphosphate synthase activity
Source: RefSeq, a predicted model, not a curated record